GUGUUCGCUAAUGAAACAAGGUGUUGGCAGAACACAGCUGAGGAAGGAACCAAAAAUGCAUUCAGCUUUGUCUUUACAAAUAAAGUGCUCGGUGUGCUGGAGCGAUUUUACCGACCCAGUUACACUUUCUUGCGAACACUCGUUCUGCCGGAAGUGUAUCACGGGCCACAUGCAGGCCAGUCUGGGACCAAAAGCCUGCCCAGAAUGCCAAAGUCCGUACGACGAAGAAGACCUGAAAUCCAGCCGUUUAUUGAGGAACAUGACCUCCACUGUGAGAGAGCACCUUGUCGAGCUGAAAAUGGAAUCUACACCUAAAGAAGGAAAAGCAAGCUUAAAGCUCUCAGAAAUGGAAGGGAGGUUGAUGUGUUCAGAACACGAUGAGAAACUUAAACUGUUCUGUGAGACUGAUCAGAAGCUGGUAUGUGUUAUCUGCAGGGAUGGAGACAAACAUAAAGGACACGUCUUUAAACCAGUGAAAGAAGCUGCACAGAUCAACAAGGGGGAGCUGAAGACUGUGUUGGGUUUUCUUGCCAAAGAAAAUGGACAGCUGGAUUACAUGAUCCAACAACAGACAACCGAGAUCACCAAAACUGAGGAUAAAUCCAAAACUUUAUCAACCCGGAUCUCUGCUCAGUUUGAAGAAAUGCACCAGUUCUUGAGACAAAAAGAGGAUGCGGUGAAGAAACAGUUGGAGAAGGAGGAGAAGAAAGUUACAGAAUUCAUGCAGAAUAAUCAGUCUGUGAUAAACAGACGGUUCAUGGAGAACAAAGAGAAGGAGAUUAUUUUGCAAUCGGCCUUGGAGAUUGAGCAGCCUGAUCACUUUCUACAGUGGUGGAAUGAAAAAGGAUUUCCAAUGACAAAGAAUAUGAAGCAGAAAGCCGACAUGACACCAUCAAAUAUCAAGUACAUGUCAAGGGUGAAAGAUCUCACUGUGCUUCCUAACUCUCUCUUUCUUGGCCCUCAUGAAACUCACCUGCAGUUCUUUGUGUGGAAAGAGAUGCUGGGAUCCGUCAAACCAGUUCCUGAGAGUUUGACCCUGAAAAAUCCUGGACAGUCAUAUUUAAAAGUGUCUCCAGGGGGCGCCAGAAUCCGACAAGCUGACAGAACGACUGGUCUAUAUAAAGAUUUCAACCCUGGUACAGUUUCAGAGGAAAACUUCCAAACUGGCCAGCACUACUGGGAAAUAGAGGUCAGAGAAAAGCCAGACUGGACUGUGGGAGUUAAGAUGGGUGCAGCAAAGUCAGCUGAGAGUGAGAUCCUGCUCCACCUUAAACACAGUAAAGGAUACGUUCUGACCUGUGAUGGAAAGGACACUACAUUAAAUACUCAAGACAAACCACAGAAAAUAGGGCUGUAUCUGGACUGUGAGAGAAAGCAGGUGUCGUUCUAUAACGCUGACAACAUGUCUCGCUUGGCCCAGAUAAACUACAGCUCAAAGAAGCCUUGCUGUCUGACUCUGGUUCCAGGACUUUAUCUGGAUGGAAGGAACAGUGAUCCUCUCACUGUCUGCUCAUAUGAGUUCAACGCUGACAAACGCUAACAUGCUAGCACAGUUACUAGCUGCUAAUUUUUUGAGACAUGAUAAAUGUCUCAGAUUUGAAAUUGAGACAUACAGGGAUCAUCAAAAAUCAGAUUAUAACAAAGAUGUUUUGAGCUUUACAGUUGUGACAUCAUGAUAAUAUUUUUAUAAAAAAAAAAAAAAAAAAAAAAAACCCCCUUAAUAUCAGGUAUUUAACCCUGAUAUUAACCCAAUAUCAGGGUUAAAUACCUCAACUGCUUUUAUACUUUUUUGGAGUAUAAAAUUUUGGAGUAUAUAUAUAUUUUUUAUAUACUCAAAUACAUUUUCACCACCAUUUGUAGACCAAAAAAAGAAGAGAUUUUCAAAUUGUGAAUUUAUGUAUUUAUACUUAAAAUACUUUACAUAAAAUCAUGCUGAAGCAUGUUGUGGGUGAAAAAUACAAUCAUUCAUGUAUUUUCUUAUUAGGGUUAAGAGGAAACAUAAGUAUUUUCCCAGCAUUGAAAUGAUCAGUGAAAAAAAAAAAUGUAAAAUUUAUUUAUUUUAUGAUUUCUGUCUGUGUGAAAAACAAAACAAAACAAUUCAUGUUUAUUAAGGUACCUGUCUUGCUUUGUUGAUCACUGUAUUUGAUAUCAUAUUUAAAGCAAUCUGUAUAAUAUAGAACAGCUGUAUGCAAAUAUCUAUAAUAUCCAUAAAAUUUGAAAUAAAUCUUGCUUUAAUCUUAUUA
Molecule: messenger RNA, 2243 nt
Organism: Onychostoma macrolepis
Lineage: Eukaryota; Metazoa; Chordata; Actinopteri; Cypriniformes; Cyprinidae
Product: E3 ubiquitin-protein ligase TRIM62-like
Exons: 6
Coding region: 11-1540 (509 amino acids)
Molecular function (GO): zinc ion binding; protein binding
Source: RefSeq, a predicted model, not a curated record